AAUUGUUUCAUCUUUGAGCCCCUGGAGUGGGAGUGGAUUGAGUCAUUCAAAGCAAGAUUCAGCACUCACUUGCCUAUCACACAGUCAGUUCCUGCAGCUGCGCCAGCUCACAGUUCCUCACCUGGGCGGAGAGCCCACGUGGAGCUACGCUCACACAGCGGGCCACAUGUCCAGGUAGCACUUCGACGCUGGAAGACUCCGCAAAUAUGCGAUCUCUCCACAAGAAAGAAGAUCAAAGGAAACCAGGCACCGGCUACCAGGGCAAGCUGGGCUGGAAGUGGCAUAUGUGUAGGGAAAAAGGGACUUGCAUCACAAGCCAAGAAAAGCACUGGGAAGCGCCGGGGACGUUCCCUGUCUCGCUGCAACCUCCCUAAGCGUCCCGAAACCCAGCUCACGCGAGUGAGCCUGCCAGCACACGGCCCUGAGCCUCAGGCGGCGGGAAACCCACGGAGACCCCAGCUGCCAUCUAGCUUCCCCAGAGACCCGGCCCGAUCCACCCACAGCACCCACGCACAGGAGACACAAUCGGUCCUUGUAUAUUUAAGGGGAGGGAGAAACAAACCACCUGG
This is a messenger RNA of Pelobates cultripes (western spadefoot toad), 569 nucleotides long. The record is from the annotation of a GenBank genome assembly. NCBI's taxonomy places the organism in Eukaryota, Metazoa, Chordata, Amphibia, Anura, Pelobatidae.